AUGCAGGAGUUCCUCGACAAAGACUCCCAGAGCACUGUUCUUGCUACUUGCUACAGUGUUGAACCGUCGACCUCCAAGGUCCACGGCUUCCACUACUGCACUACCCCGGGCGCCGGGGUACAGUGUCCUCCCUACGACAUGAUCGAUUCCCGCGCGGAACGAACCUGGCCUGGAAUUAGGCCAGAGUACAAAGGGGAGGCAACGCAUAACAUCCCGGAAGAGUGUGAGAGGCUCUUCUGUGACAGACUGUCUGCGACAUUCCUGGGUGAGAGGAAUUCCGCGGGACAGGAGUCACUGGGGAUGGAUGCGUUCCAAAAUAUCCAGUCAAACCAAAUCGGGCACCGGAAUGAUCGAAUCAAGCGAUGGACAGAAGUGUGGGACUACUCUAGUGAUGCUAUCUACCGCGGAUUUGUGGCCGAACACAAUAAGGAGCGGACAUUGUUUGUCUUCUUUGAGGACCGUGCAGUUGAACACGGCCUGAAGUCAGGUGUCCUAGGCUGGAAGUAUGUUGCUGCUGAAGAAGAGUCGCAGCGGUACAAGGUUGGCAAGUUCAUUCUGGAAACCAAGAAAAUUGCCGCCUCUUCAUGCUGGGAAUCCCCCUCCGGUGUGGAUCAGACUAUGCAAGCCGAUCUCCAAAAUGAAAUCAAAUCUGGCCCAGCAGAUACUGAGUUUGACAGCCAGGACGAAGAUGAGUGUGAGGACUUGUUCGCUGGAAUCUGGAGCCCUGGACUUGCUGCACGUCGAAGAAAUCGUGACAUCAAACGUCGUACUGCGAUGUGGGGAAUCUCAUAA
Penicillium digitatum Pd1 is the source of this 792-nucleotide messenger RNA. NCBI's taxonomy places the organism in Eukaryota, Fungi, Ascomycota, Eurotiomycetes, Eurotiales, Aspergillaceae. The record is from RefSeq and is a predicted model, not a curated record.